Rhipicephalus microplus (southern cattle tick) is the source of this 1596-nucleotide messenger RNA. RefSeq names its product protein FAM185A. Lineage: Eukaryota; Metazoa; Arthropoda; Arachnida; Ixodida; Ixodidae. The record is from RefSeq and is a predicted model, not a curated record.
GCCACCCGCUGGCAGCAGACGCGGCCCAAAUCAGAGCCAAUUGUUCUAUGGCCAAUUCGAAACUUCAUCUACUCACGUGCUCAAGAUGUCGCCGUUCACCGUGAGCGUCGCGAGAUUCCUCAGAGUUCAACUAAGCCGCUCUUGCUGUCCAUUGUGGUCGCGCUCGGCCUCCGAUGACGCGCGGAAAGUGGUGCUGGACGAGCGGCGGUGGGGCGACCGACAAGCCGGCACGCUUCUUCGAGUGCGGUUGCCGUGUGGCGCCGCGGUUUCGGCCAUCGAAGACGGCGAGCCGGCGGCAGUAGUGACAGCGACGUUGGUGGGCGCCAGGCAUCUCCGCGAGUCGCCGAUCGCGCUCUCGCUGGACGGCGCCGCGCUCACCGUGACUGGCGUAGACGGAAAAGUGGCGGACUUGGUGUGCCGGCUGCGCGUGCCCUUCAUGACGAGCAUUGAUGUAGAGUUGUCUGACGGUGCACAGGCCACACUUGAAAACCUAGUCCUGGACCAGUGCAGAGUGUGGACGGAAGGACUGGGAGACAUUGCACUGUCCAAUGUCAAGGCGAAUGCCGUAGUCCUUGCCGUGGAGGAUGGAUCUAUUACAGCCAAGGGCGCAGUACAGGGAAACCUAGAAGUGACGUCAUGGGGAUCGGGGGGCUUCAAGGCUCAAAGGUUACUGUCGAACCACCUCAAGGUAAAGACCUUGGCAGGGGAGCAGUACAUUUCUGCGGUCUAUGCUGAAAAGGCAUACCUGUACUCGACAGAGGGCAUCAUUGACAUCAGGACCCUCCAUUGCCAAGAUGCAAUGCUUUCAUCGCAGUCUGGUGCCAUAAUUUUGGGGGGCCUCGAUGGUGACCAGUGCAGUGUGAUGACUGGCUCUGGGGACGUGUCGGUGGUGGUCACUCACAGCCAACAUCUGAGUGUUGCGACUGAUUCUGGAAACGUUACCGUCAGCUUGUCGGCACCCUGUGAAGUGUCUGUGGAAGCACCCGUGGUGAAGUCUGAUUUUGAAGACCUUCUGGGAGGUGGUGUCCAUUACUCAUCUAAAUCUCAGAUAUUAGCCAAAAGUUGCUCUGGAAGUGUGACUGUGAAGAAACAAGACUGGAUAAGUUCACUAAAUCUCGGAAGAGGAUCAACAUAGCACAAUGUAUAUCAGCAUCUGAAUAUACUGCCUGUAGAAUUUACGGUUGCAACGUUUUUAGAUGAGGAUCGAACGUAUCCUUUCCAGGAGGCAGCGCUCGUGUAGCGUUGAGAUGGAGCAGCCGGUUGUCGGCGGCUGCCUAAGCCGCGUCAAAUGCUUUUCUUGUUGUCUGUCACGUAAUGCGCUCAUAAUUAGGUGUGGUUAUUGAAAAUUGUAUUUUAAGAAUGUGACAUGACAAUCUCGUUGGGUUAAGCCAAAUUUGAUAGAAUACGCAUGCCGACAUAAAAUGCGCUGGGCUGUCUAAGUGGAUGUACGCUUCUGAGAAGAAAGCGCACGCGUGAUUGUUGGCACAUCUUCGAACUCCCGAAUGCCCCUGAAGUGCUAUGGCGUGGACAGCUGCUAUUCCUCGCAACUCCUUUUUUUAUUGGUAUGAUAUAAAUAAAUGUUGGCGCAUAACUGCA